AUGAUUGAAGACGCUUUUCAGCGGCAUCGCCGACCACAAUUUCCAACAAAAGCAGCUUUGCUCCUAGGAACCUUAAAAUCACAGGGAAAGGAAGCUACGGAACCAGUCGCGCAAAAUUUAGAAACGCUAAAGCAGGAUCCUUGGCAUGAUGCGCAGCGCAUUGGAGAAUUAGUGCAAGGCAAACAGGCGUGGACUGUAGGCGUGAGGCGUGGUGCGAUCAUCAUGAUCAAGUCCAUCAAAGACACAGAUACAGGCAAGCGAUUGGUCAGCAUGCUGCAGCCACUUUCUCAUCCCAACAUUGCCAGAGUGUUGGAUGUCGCCGAAUUCGACGAUCAAACCCAUUUCACGUUCGAGUACUAUCGGUACACAUUAGAAGAAGUACUAUGUGUUCAUCUACCAUUCGAAGAGAUACACAUUCGUACUAUAGUGCAAUCAAUUUUCCCUGCUAUCAAGCAUAUCGCUAAUGCAGGAAUUAUUCACAACGCCAUCCCAUGCACAUCUAUCCGGGUAUGCGGUAGGAGCGGCAAAAUAGUGCUAGCUGACUUCGAGGACUGCAUAUUGCAAACCACCACUCUUUCCCCAAACAUUGAUCUCAAACUACUGGGUUACACGUUACUUGAGUGCAUGGAAGGGUCUACUAAUAAGCAACUACGAAGCGAGGAAUAUAUCCUGAGACAAAGGGAGGUGAACAAGAUUUUUGGUGUUAAAGACGAUCGGUGGAGUGGGGCCAAACUCCUAGUCGACUUUUUAGACGAUCUUUUUAACCAACAGCGACCAGCAAUUGCUAAACUUGAUAAGGAACACUCGUACGUUCGCCAACAGCAGUUAGCACCGACAGUCUUACUGCCUUUCACUGAGCUUGUACCAUUGGAGUGCUUUACUCUUUGGCGCCCUGCGGCGAAGUAGACCUAGAAUAGUUUUGAAUGAAAGCCUAUGUGCAUAGGUCUGAAAUCUGUUUCCUGUGUUGGGGUGCGGCGCUGCAAACUAUGCCUCAUAUUUAAGACCCUCACAAUUAUCUUGUUCUUGCAUACCAAACUUUCUACUAUACACUAUCAUUCUCAAUGUCUUCACCUUCACCUGCCCCAAUCACAAGCCAGGGAUUGAACCCUGAAGCUGAUCCAUAUUUACCUGAGAUGGCUCUCGAUCCGUCGCUUCUAUGGGACUCGACUGAGUACGAAAACAUACUACAAGCGUUCCAGUCCACCGAGGAAACCCCUGAUCAAAAGAUUAACUAGCACACAUCAAAGAGGAGUCACAAAGUCUGCGUAGCGACGUUGAUACCUUGGAGGUUUGGAUCCGCAAACUGUAUGAUUUUAUUGUUCCAUGUCCUCCAGAGAUAAGCGCCGGGGGCGAAGAGGGGACAGACGGGAUCCAGGAAAGCGGGAAUCUGGUUUAAUGUCUUGCUGUAUAUAUCCCAUAGCAUUAGCACCCCAUGAUGACCAUCACACCACAAUGCCUCACCGUUACACGUAUGCAAGCUACCCUGCACGUCAAGUGCGAUUUUCAAGCCCUAUCGUUACUUCGUUUUCAAGAGGGUUCACGUUCGUAGAAUCCUUCUAUGUCAAUCUCCUUGAGCACCACAGCGAUCACUGCGCACGCUGUGAGUCACUCCUGUAUGGUCAAUCUCCUCGAGUGGGCUGCCGACGAGGCAAUCUUCUGACUGAUCUAAUCUUGCGUCGAUUUUUGGUGGAACGAGAUGGAAGAGUCUAUAGCACGGAGGAUGAAUAUGGACUUCCAGUUCGCGUCGAGAUCCCUCGCCAUUGUUUGGCUGUGCAUGGACUGUUACGUGUAUACUAUCCUUGUUCCUAUCGCCGCACGUACUUCAAUCUAAGUAGACCGCGCGCGUACUUG
Messenger RNA from Periconia digitata, 1851 nucleotides. The record is from the annotation of a GenBank genome assembly. Lineage: Eukaryota; Fungi; Ascomycota; Dothideomycetes; Pleosporales; Periconiaceae.